Molecule: messenger RNA, 4842 nt
Organism: Columba livia (rock pigeon)
Lineage: Eukaryota; Metazoa; Chordata; Aves; Columbiformes; Columbidae
Product: solute carrier family 22 member 4
Exons: 10
Coding region: 424-2085 (553 amino acids)
Biological process (GO): transmembrane transport; carnitine transport
Cellular component (GO): membrane
Molecular function (GO): ATP binding; quaternary ammonium group transmembrane transporter activity
Source: RefSeq, a predicted model, not a curated record
CCGGCAGCAGCUGCCGAGCCAGCCCAUCCCAGCUGUGGGCGCAGCGGGGUCGCGCCCGGCCGCGGGUGCCGAACCGCCGAUACCGGCGCAGCCCUGACCGCCUCGGCUGACAGUCAGGAGUCCCCGAGCGGCGAUUUAAAAUAAAUCUGCUAAAUAUUCUCGGUGCAAAACCGGAAAAUGCCUCAUUGGAAAGCUCUGGAGCCGACUGCGGAGCAAACGUGAGUGCCCAUGUGCCUCCGGCUCCGGGGAUGCUGAGGGGCCGGCAGCAUCCUCUCCUCUCCCCACCGCUCCCCGGAGCGGGGCCGCGGGCACCCGCCGGGACGCACCGCCUCCGCGGGGGGCCGGGCCGGGGCGGAGCCGCCGCGGAGCCGCCGCGCGGGCACCCGCGGUCAGCGCAGAGCCGCGGAAGACCCGCGCCGCGCCAUGCGCGACUACGAUGCGGCCACCGCCUUCCUGGGCGAGUGGGGCCGCUUCCAGAGGCUCGUUUUCUUCCUCCUCAGCGCCAGCAUCAUCCCUAACGGCUUCAACGGGAUGUCGGUCGUCUUCCUGGCCGGCACCCCGGAGCACCGGUGCGCGGUGCCCCGCAGGGCCAACCUGAGCGGCGAGUGGCUGAACGCCAGCAUCCCGCUGGAGCUGCGGGACGGCCAGGCGGCUCCGAGCCGCUGCCGCCGCUACAACCUGGCCGCGCUCGCCAACUUCUCGGCGCUGGGGCUGCUGCCGGGAUCCGAUGUGGAGCUGGGGUCGCUGGAGCAGGAGCCGUGCCUGGACGGCUGGGAGUACAGCCGCGACGUCUACCACUCCACCAUCGUCACCGAGUGGAACCUGGUGUGCGAGAACGACUGGAAAGCACCGCUGACCACCUCCCUGUUCUUCGUGGGGGUCCUCAUUGGCUCCUUCAUCUCGGGGCAGCUCUCGGACAGGUUUGGCAGGAAGAACAUCCUUUUUUUGACGAUGGCGGUGCAGACUGGCUUCAGCUUCCUGCAGAUCUUCUCUACCAGCUGGGAGAUGUUCACAGUGCUCUUUCUCAUAGUGGGGAUGGGACAGAUCUCUAACUACGUGGUGGCUUUCAUACUGGGAACAGAAAUUCUUGGCAAAUCAGUUCGUAUUAUAUUCUCUACAUUAGGAGUUUGCAUAUUUUUUGCAAUUGGCUACAUGUUGCUGCCACUGUUUGCUUACUUCAUCAGAGACUGGCAGAUGCUGCUGCUGGCGCUCACCAUCCCGGGGCUGUUCUGCAUCCCGCUCUGGUGGAUCAUUCCUGAAUCCCCACGGUGGCUGAUCUCCCAGGGAAGAUAUAAGGAGGCAGAAGUUAUUAUCCGAAAGGCUGCAAAAUUAAAUGGUGUUCCAGCCCCAGCCGUGCUUUUUGACACCACGGAGAUGCAGGAUUCGAAGCCUCAGCAGCAGCAGAAGGCUAUCCUUCUGGACCUAUUUCGAACCCGAAACAUUGCAACUAUUACUAUUAUGUCAAUACUUAUUUGGUUUUUCAUGUCAGUUGGUUACUUUGGCCUGUCCCUCAGCACUCCAAACUGGCAUGGCAAUGCCUACAUCAACUGUUUCCUGGCGGCUGUUAUUGAGGUUCCAGCCUAUGUCAUCGCCUGGCUUCUCCUCCGCUCCCUCCCUCGGCGCUACUCCUUAUCUGGCACCUUGGUUUUAGGGGGAGGUGUUAUCCUCUUCAUUCAGCUCGUGCCUGCAGAUUUUUAUGUCCUGUCUAUUGGUCUAGUGAUGCUUGGAAAAUUUGGCAUAACAGCUGCCUUUUCAAUGCUUUAUGUCUACAACGUGGAGCUAUACCCAACGCUAGUGCGAAAUAUGGCAGUUGGAGCUACUUCCAUGGCUUCCAGGCUGGGCAGCAUCCUUGCUCCUUACUUUGUUUACCUGGGUGCCUAUGACAGAUUCCUACCCUAUAUCCUGAUGGGAAGCCUGACUGUACUGAUUGGGAUCCUUAUCCUGUUUCUCCCGGAGAGCUACGGCAACCCCCUGCCUGAGACCUUCGAGCAGAUGCUGAAGGUGAAAUGUUUCAGAAACGGCCAACAAACCACUGACAUUAGGAAUUCAAAGGAGAGUCCUAAAAUUCUGGUAACACCUUUGUGAAGAAAGACACACACUCUCAGAGGGGCCUAAAGAAGAACAAGAUCUUCUCAAAAUGCAUUUUCUGCCAGAGGAAAACAAACAAAACCCAACAGUCAGUGCAACUGCACCAUAGUGAUUAUCCCCUGUGCUACUGUACCCAAAUACCGAGUUUACUGAGCAGAUGCUGUCUGGUAGGACUCUUAGUCUGUGAUGCAGUGUCCUGAUACCUGGGAUGUGAGAGCAGAUACAGAUUUGUCCCUGUUGAGAAAUGGGGGCCUACCUGUGCUAAGCCUGAUCUGAGGAAUAAGCUAGAAAUUAGCCUUAGGAAUAGUAGCAACAAUUACUCCAGUCGGUCAGAUAUUCAGUGAAAGCUGCUUAAAGGAAAAAAAAAAAGCUAGCAAACAUAACACUGGUGUUUUUCUUGCUGUACAUGUUUACUGGAUGAAGGGGAGCUGGGCAUCUGUCUUUGAAAAAUCUCAGUCCGUUCUCUUAAAAGGAAGAUUCUGGCCUCCUUUGAAAUCUGUGACCAAAGCCUGGUAGACUAAGUGGGAUCUGAAUUUAAUUGUACCAAAGCAGACACAGACUUCGCUGCAAGGACGUGUUUUUUAAACAAGAUAUCGGCUUAUCCUUUGAUGUUGCUUGUUUGUCUCAGGACCUGGGAUCCACUUGUCUCUGCUGAUGCUUUUUCAUAAAGCCUGAGCCCACUGAAAUCCUUGGGCUUCAUGAAUGUUCAAUGUCUUUGGGGCUGGGGGGAAAUCUCCAAAACAGAGUAAGGACUGUGGCUUGCUGACCUUCUGAUGGGCCGUGCCUGCUUUCCAAAGAAACAUGGGCUUUAGUGAGUCAAUGAUCGUGUCAAAACAUGCCGUGCAGCUUUGGCUUUCAGGUUUUUCAUGGUAUGUUGGCAUAAGCAGUUUUUUAGAUCUUUUGUGGGGUUUUUUUUCCAAAGCAUUUCAUUUCUCCUUUGGAUAUAUACCACAUUGUUCUGUACCUUUAGAGAAAGAUCACUGCCGUUUCAAAAGCCUCUGCAAAACCUUUGUACCAUUUACAAAUUUAAAGGGCAUUGGAUGCUUGCGAAAAGCUACCGUUCUGUACUGGAGAUGUCCACCUGCAGCUGUUAAAAAUGCAAAAGGACUAAUUCGGGACCACAGUUUUUCAAAACAAAAUGCCAACAAAACUGGUAUUUUGUUUUUCAAAUCCUACAGGUUAUACAUGCAUUAAAAAAACAAAACAAAAUAUUCAGGAAAUCUAGAUCGGAUGAAAACGAAUGUAGAGCUCAGAGUUGUGCUACUACUGUUUUAUGGACACUACAUGGUUUGAAAAAAGUAUAAUAACUUUUAUUUUUCUAUUUAUUAGCUAUGCAUGCACUUCUUAGCCACAAAAUCUGUCAGACCUUGUAGACUGAUUUUUAUCUGCUGUGAAUAACAGCCAACAAAAGCACAAUGUCCAAUCUUCAAUGUGAGAGUUCUUAGCAAGUAGUUCCAUGCUGGCACUAGGCACAGGGAUGAGGCUCUCCCUCUAAGUUCAAGCACAAAUAUGAAGCUUUGUAACAUUUAAAUGCAAGGAACUUGUGCAAUUAUUUCAAGCUGCUCUUUGGGAUGUGGAAAUACUAUUUACCUUCGACUUAAUUUUCUGCAGUUUUGCUUUUGCCAUAAAUGUAGUGUGGCAUGAGGAAAACAUUAUCCUGUGACUCUGGGUGUUCUCAUCCCUUCUCAAGCUGGAUUUUCUCUAAGAACAGCAGUAUUUAAUCUUGGUUUUACUUAUUAAAAAGUUAAUCUGUAGAAUAGCUGUUUAGACAUAAAUAAAUUUCUCAACAAAGCCUUUUUAUCAGUGUAGGGCAGGUUUGAGGACUUGGUUAAAUAUGGGUGGCCAUAUUUUUAUGAAGAUUUUUAUAUUAAGUAAGUUGAAACUUAUUUUAUGUGAUUGUAGGCCUGGGUAUUUCUAAAAGGUAAAUAUUUUUGUACUCUUGAACUUUGUAGUAUCUUAAAACCUAGUUUUCCAUUUUUAAGGGUUGUGGGGUUUCUUUUUAAAUAUCUUGUUUUAAUCAGUCUCAUUUUUCUUACUUAUACCAUUGAUCUCAAGCUGGUGCCCCAUUUUAGUACUUUUAAUGGCAGAUUUAAACCAAAAUCUUUCACAAGAGUGGAAUGCCUUUCUGAAAAGUAUGUGAUGAUGUUAAAGGGCCUGAUGGGGUCUGAGCAUAGUAAAAACAGGAAAAGGAGAUUGCUUCAGCUGAUGAAGCAUUUGCAAGGAGAAUUUCUGUCCUCUGCCAGUAUCUUUCCCAGGCUCACAGGGGGAUGUCUGAAGAAACCCAAACAGCAAUAGUCUGUGGAAGAAUCAAACAGGAAUGGAUCUGAGUGCCAGUGUCUGUAGAGUUACUAUUUGAAGAAAAUAACACUAGCUUAGUAGCUAUUGGCAGAAAUUAAAAGCAUUGCUAGUGAGCUAUUUAAGGCUCUCACAGCAACCAUCAGUGAGUUUUCUGUGUCAGAUGCCUGGUGGGGGCCACGUGUGCAGCUGGGGAUGCCUGGAAGGCUCUGACCUGGGGAUGGGAGGGAAGCACAGCCUGGAUCACUCCCACUGUGCCACCUCAAUCACCUUCCCUUGGGUCUCUCUGUGCAACCUUUGAUCCCCAGUUGGUCUAUUUGACCUGCUAAAGCAUAUACGAAACUGUAGUAACCAUCACUCGUUAACUUCUGUCUUCAUUGUAAUAAAAAUGUGCACUAGCAUUGUGUGACCUGCUUCCCAUGUGGUCUGUAAUUGAAGAAUAAAAUCUCCUAACUUUGA